Messenger RNA from Sparassis crispa, 1293 nucleotides. RefSeq lists its product as hypothetical. Lineage: Eukaryota; Fungi; Basidiomycota; Agaricomycetes; Polyporales; Sparassidaceae. The coding region runs from base 1 to 1293 and encodes 430 amino acids. The record is from RefSeq and is a predicted model, not a curated record. The transcript is spliced from 15 exons.
AUGACUUCUAAAACACUCCUUGUUUUCUGCGAUGGGACCGGCAUGGAUGGCCAGCUCUCACAGUCUGACACAGGUGCGCGUGCCGGGGGGAUACGACCCGACGAUGUGCAGGUCCUCUUUGAUAAACCUGACGCCGGGAAGACUGCUCCGAAGAAAGAUGAACCCCCGGUUCGAGGUGGCACUGGCAAUCAACAAUACGCGUCAAAUGUUCUGCGCCUCUCUCGGAGUGUACUUCCUCGUACGAAGGAUGGAAAGCCGCAGAUCGUGUUUUACCAAAGUGGCGUGGGCGCUGAGACUGACUUUGAAGGCAGCUCCGAUUUACAGCAGUUGUUGGCCCAAAUGACUGGUGUGCUUGUUGCGAGCAAGAUUCGUGAUGCCUAUGCAUUCAUCGCACAGAAUUAUGAGGAUGGAGACGAUAUCUGCAUCUUUGGAUUUUCUAGGGGAGCUUACACGGCGAGGAAAUUGGCUGGCCUCAUCGACUUGAUUGGUCUCUUAACACGCACAAGUAUGGGUUUGUUCUUCACAAUUUGGCGUGCACUCGUAGACGGCAAGAAGCCCGACAUACCCUCUGAUACAAGACGUGUCAGGAUAAAAUGUGUUGCAGUGUGGGACACUGUUGGCUCCGUGCUCAACACAAUUGAUGCCCUGAGCAUCAAGGACACAAGCCUUCCGCCGACCAUCGAUGUAGCUCUCCACGCGUUGUCUUUGCAGGAGAAUAGACAGAAAUUCUUGCCUACCUUGUGGACAGUUCCGAAACGUGGACUCAACCGGAAUCAAAUUUUCAAGCAGGUGUGGUUCCCAGGAGCCCAUUCUGACGUCGGCGGUGGGUAUGCCCGGCACGAACUCGCCGAUCUCGCUUUAUUCUGGAUCGCCGGGGAGAUUGAAUCAUUUGUGAACCUCGACCUUGCCUUCGUGCAGAGAAGUGGCCAGCCGAAACCUGAGCAGUGGGGAACUUCGCAGCCCCACAAUGCGUACGAAGAGCUGUCGUUUGCGGCACAGAUAGUCAUCCAACACGAGACGCGUCUUGAAAGCAAGCAGAUUGACAUGACUUCUAUCUUUCAUCCCAGCCUCAAAGUCGCCCCGUCUCGCCUCGAUGAUCCAAGGUACAUGAUCACGCUCGAGACUGUCCAACAGGCAUUCGGCAGCAGCUUCGUUCCGCAAUACGCGAGCCUCAACAAAUUCGAACAGAAAUGCAAAGAUCAAUGGGGAAAAACACCGUAUUCCGGUCCUUCCCAAAUUCCCGUCUUCGAGAAUCCUGGUCAGCUCUUCGGAGCUCCAGUCGGUCAAGAAUAA